Molecule: messenger RNA, 1691 nt
Organism: Lactuca virosa
Lineage: Eukaryota; Viridiplantae; Streptophyta; Magnoliopsida; Asterales; Asteraceae
Source: the annotation of a GenBank genome assembly
AUAUGGAAUUUUAUACACAAAGGGAGUUUAAUUCCUAGAGAUCUUGAGAACACGAGGGGUGAAUCGGAAAAGGGGAUGCAUCACGAGAUGCCAUUUACUCUAACUGUUGCGCAGGAAUUAGCCACUGUAGAAAAACCUCAAGAAACCCCGAUUAUCGAUCGGUUAUCAUCACACCAUCAUCUGUUGCGCAACUGAAGCUAUUAUGGAGAGUAACGUAUAUGAUAAGAAUAGGGAUCCUUCGCAACAUGAGAUUCUGGAGGUUUUUAAGAGAGAAAUCGGUUUCAAUCCUCCCAGAAACUUCUCUCGCCGAAUCUCUGCUUCCGAGGCUCUUGUAAAGAGAAUUGAUCUUGCUGGUAAACUAAAUGGGCAUGAAGGUUGUGUAAACACAAUAGAGUUCAACCAUUGUGACAACAUAUUUCAAGCUAGAAUCAUGCCUUUCACUGAUGACAGAACCAUAGUUACUUCUGCUGCUGAUGGCCAGGUAAGACUUGGUCAAAUAGCAGAGAAUGGAAAUGUCCAAACAAAAAAAUUAGGUAAACACCAUGGACGUGUUCACAAGCUUGCAGUUGAGCCUGGAAGUCCCCACAUAUUUUACAGCUGUGGUGAAGAUGGAUUAGUUCAACAUUUUGAUUUGCGAAGUAAUUCUUCCACAAAGCUUUUCUGUUGCACCCCAUUCACAGAACUCAACCACAACCACUCUUCCUCAAACACCAUAAGACUAAACUCCAUCAUAAUCGACCCCAGAAACCCUAAUUUUUUCUCCAUAGGAGGUUCAGAUAAAUACGCACGUCUAUACGACAUCAGAAACUUUGACCAACCAGUCAACACAUUUUGCCCAAAACAUCUUACAGAAACACACGAUGUCCACAUCACUGGCAUGUCAUACUCCAACACAAGUGAGCUUCUUAUCUCCUACAAUGAUGAACUCAUUUAUCUUUUUCAAAAAAACAAUGGAGGUUUAGGUCCAAAUCCCUUGAAUGUGAUGAGUUCGGAUGAUUUGGAAGAUCCACAAGUGUAUUGUGGACAUAGGAAUUCAUUGACAGUUAAAGGAGUUAGUUUUUUUGGGCCGAAUUGUGAGUAUGUCAUGAGUGGAUCGGAUUGUGGGCAUAUUUUUAUUUGGAAGAAAAAAGGAGGUAGGCUUGUUAGGGUAAUGGAAGGUGAUAGGCGUAUAGUGAAUCAAGUUGAGCCUCAUCCUAGUAUCCCUGUUCUUGCUUCGUCUGGAUUGGAAAAGAAUGUAAAGCUUUGGGUUCCUGUUUCUGAUGACAUUCUUCCCCUUCCUCAUGAUUUACAAGAGAUUGUGGAAUCAAACAGGCGAGGGAGGGAAGAUCAUUCACGGGUUACACUGACGCCUGAUGUGAUAAUGCAUGUUUUGCGGCUUCAUAGAAGGCAAGCAUUGGCUUACAUAGAAAGAAGACGUAAUAGAGAUGAACUUGGAAGUGAUGAUGAGGAAGAAGAUGAAGGUGAUGGUUAUGUCAUGGGAUUUUCUGAUGCUGAUGGCUCCUUAGAUGAUGGAAAUUCAACCGAGUGUAAUAUUGUUUGAUGUUAUAAUAUCUUGUUUCUGUAUCACGUUUUGGUUUUUGUAUGUUGUUUUAUGAUAAGUUUGUUGUGUAUGCAUGGUUUGUUGAAUAAAUGGUGUAAGUAGUGGUGGUGUAUCAUGUAUGUAUAUAAAUGAGGUGAAUUUAAAAGUACAA